Molecule: messenger RNA, 4599 nt
Organism: Symbiodinium sp. CCMP2456
Lineage: Eukaryota; Dinophyceae; Suessiales; Symbiodiniaceae
Source: the annotation of a GenBank genome assembly
AUGGAAGUUGUGAUGAUCACGAGAACACAGGUUGUUACACAUGUGUUGACGGUGGUGAUGUCGUCGUUGUACUCCUCCUCCUCGUCGCCGUCGGUCGUCGGUCGUGGUUGUGAUUGUGGUGGCUGCGGGGGUGGUGGCGCCAGCCGUCGCAUGAAGAGCGGGAAUGAGAGACGCGCCGACUCCUCGCGCUGGCGUCUGCUGCUCCGGGCGCUGGAGACCUUCGGCGAGGUGGAACUGCUGCAGGAGCUGCUGCUGUCAGCAGGGCCCCAGCCGCCGCAGCGAGCGGCUCUGUGGCUCAGCCUCGCGCGAGCGCUGCGCCGGAGUCUGAAUCGCCAGCCGGAAGAGGCGAAACGCUUUCAGCGAAGUCGGCUCGUCCGAGCCAUGGGCGACGAGGCCGCAGCUUCGGCAUCCACGCAGUGGGCGUCCCUUGCAUCGGCUCUCAGCGCCUUGAUCGCUUUUGCGGUGCUCGGGGGCGACGAAGGUGGUGAGGAGGACAUGCCUAUGCUGGAUUCGGUGUUUCAAGUCAGCACAAGGGUGAAGUCUCUGGCAGCGCUGCCAACGCCCUUGGAAUCGGCACCCAAUCCUCUUCGCCGCCGACCCGUCUUCGGUCGCACUCGGGCACGGCCAGUGGCAGAGGCUCCGAGAGAAGUUCUUCUCCUCUGCGCCUUCUGCAACACGACGGAGUCCGCAGAGAGCCUCAGAGGCAGUAACCCGUGCUGCCCACGCUGCGGUGCGGAGUUGCUUUCGGCGGACCUGUCGGUACCGCAUCUCCAGUCCCUGCGCUAUCCUGCAGCCAAGCGCGGGCGGUGGUUGCGCCAGCCGCAGGACUUCAUGAGUCUGGUAGUGAAGCUGCGGGCACGUCUGGUCUCUUCGGCCCCUGCCACAGCGCUGGGCUUGCUGGAGCCGGGCGACUCCCAGCCGUCACUGGGGCGGCCAAGUGCGGAGGUGUCGUCCCUCCUGAGCACGGCCGUUCUUUGCCUCUGCCUGGGUUGCUCCAAACUGGGCCUUUCCAGUUUGGCCAAGGAUCUUGCGACUUUCUUCCCUCAAGACCUGGAUGCACCGAGGAUACCGGCGAGCUGGGAGGCCCCGGAGCCUCUGGGGGCUCUGCUGCGCUGUCCGGACUUCCGGGCCGCCCUGAGCGGCGAGUCUGCCACGCCCUUGGCGAAGCGCCGCCGCGGCGAAGCCACGGCGCCAGCGCAGCCUCUUCAGAUAGUGGCUUUGAGCUCCCAGCAGUUGACGAAGAUGGUUGACGAAGCGUGUAACUUUGCCACCUCCACUGCUGGAGGUGCAACUUUCAGCGCCAGCUCAAGCCUACAACGGCUCCUCAGCGUUUGCAUGCUGGCUCCCUCCUGCGCAGACGAUGUCUUCUUGACCGUGGACCGGAACUUGUACCUCAACCUGCUUGAACGCUACUCGCGAAGCGCUCGGGCAGCCAGCCUUUGUCAGCUGCUCCUGACCGGAACCUUGAAGUCGAAGAUGCGGCUUUUGUUGCCGAAGCUUCUGCCGGUCAUGGUUCUCCACGAGAACGUCGACAGCCUGCGUCCGUUGUGUAAGAUCUUGGACGAGGAAUCCCUACCCUCGGUCUUCACGCCGAAUCUCCCCUUCGUCCUCUUCGAGAUCGCUUCGCUUCCCGCCACCCGGGCCGAAAAAGCCUUGUCCUUCCUCAUCAGCGGCAUCUACAAAGGAUCCGUGAGCGCCGAGAGCCUCAGCGCUGCGUUCCUGGGCAAGGCCUUGGUCCUCCUCCUCUGGGAGUCCGCGAGGCUGGGUGACCAGCGACAGGAACGCCUUCGCCGUACUUUGGCCGUGCUGACAAACAUCUCGCAGGCUUUGCAGGCCCUCCAGGCCCGGCUGGGGCCUGGAAGCGCGGCGUUGCAGGACCGGAAACGCCCAGAGCCUUCGCUGGAGCGGAGUGCCAAAAAGCGGAAAGCAGGGGAGAAGGAGACGAAGGUGAUCGACAUAGCCGGAGAUGGAGGGACCUGUCCAGAAGUACUAGAAAUCCUGGAGCGCCACUUCCUGCAUGUCCUGGACAUCCUGGGCAUCCUGCUCGACCCGCGCUCACCCAAAUGGCAGGAGUACUGCGACCUGCUGUCUGACCCCUUCGUGCGCGUCCGUGGAGACCUUCAAGAGGAAGCGACCAGCCCGGACAUGGCGCGCUUCUGCCGAAUGGUCUCGCUGCUCUUGGAGCUGCCGGGGGAUCACCUCCAGCGCUUCGCUCCAAAGGUCUUCGAGCUCCUGCAAAAGGCCACGGCGCAGUCCUCGCAGCAUCCGGAGAGCGUCGACUGCUGGCGACACUAUGUGGCCGCCGUGGGCGUCGCGAGGCUGAAGCCCCUGCUUCCUGCAGUCAUUUCGGAGCUGCUGCGGCUUGGGGCGCAGCUGAAAGCGAAGGCGGCUCGUGCAUUCGAGGUUUUGGGCCAGGAGGUUUUGUCCCCUCUGAUCGUGGAGACUUGCCGCAGCGCAGCAGAGGUAGUAGCUUCUCUUCCAGAGCUUCCUGCCUGGGAAUCCCUGCGAACGGCCAAGGCCGCAGUAGACAAGGCCCGAGCGCCCGACGAUGCGAAGAGCUCCGCCCUCCGACUCGAGCGCUGCAUCCAUCAGCUCCAGGCCGCGACGCAGCAGGUGGUUCGGCGUUCGGCGCUGGAGAGCCUGCACGGCAUCAUUCAGGAGCAGCGCCAGGCGCCCUGCGCGGCCGAGCUGCCAAAGCCAACGCUGGCCCGGCUCCUGCGAGCCUUGCUGAAAUUUCUCUGGGAAUCGUCGUCUUCACCAGAUGACCAGCUCCUUUGCGGGCAACUCCUGGGCUCCUUGGGCGCCAUCGACCCAGCCCGGCUGUCUGGCCAGGUGCUGGUGGAGCGCCAUAGCUCGGUGAUGGACAGUCGCUCACCCAAAGGUGACAUUGACUUGGCCAAGACCGUGCUGGAAGAGUUCCUCGCUCCGAACCUGACCAGUAACAACUACGCCUUCGCCGCGCAGGAAAUCUUCCGGUACUUGAAGCCCGGUGGGAAAGACCAGCAGCUCUUGCUGAAGCUGGAGCGUGAGGAUGUGCGAGAGACCCUGCGCCCUUACAUGAGCAGCUCCUACGAGCGCGUGAGUGCCACAGCGAGGGCGGCGAGCCAGGGCCCUGCGACCUUCGAAGAUGCGCUGGUGGCUGCUUCCAGCCUUUUGCCGGCUGAGCGGCGGGCAUUCUUCGAGGCAUGCUUGCCUGCCAUACCCGGCAACCAUGCGCUCACCCUGUUUCUCAUGCACCAGGUGCUUCCGGACCUCCUGGCGGGCCCCAAAACCGACGAGGCGGAGCUGUCGGCUCUGGCCACGCGGCUCAGCGGGCUGCUGAGGCUGGAGGAAGGUGUUCGUCUGGAGCCCAGGCACUCAGCCACAGCGCAAGCGGUAUUCUCGCUGCUGGACGAUCUGUACCAGCGUCAGGAAGAGGUGAAGCAAACUCCGGUAACAAGAAAUGGUGACGAGAUGUGGAAGAAUCGGCAGAUGCAGCGGAUAGAGCUGCUACUGACUCCUUUCGCACCGCGCCUGGUGGUCAGCGCCGCGGUCCGCUGCGGCGCGCACGCCCGCGCCCUGCAAUUCUUGGAGGAGGAUCUCAUCGACCAGGCCCUGCAGCGGCAGCAGAACAUCUUCGACACCGAGGGGCCUCGCAUCUCGGAGGCAGACUGCGAGCUGCUCCAGAAGAUCUACAGCGAGCUAGGCGACUCCGAUGGUGUGGUUGGAGUUCUGCGGAUCGGCCCUGCUAGCGCCAGGACACGUCGCCCCGAACUGGAACUUCAAGGGCGUUGGGCUGAUGUCCAGGCUUGCUACGAGUUGGCCACGGAGGGCCCCGAGCGAGGGCCGGCGCUUUGUGGCCUCGUGCGCUGUACGCAGGCGAUGCGCCGCUACGAGAGCUCGUUGCAGCUCAUCACUGGCAUCCGGCAGGAGCAGCCCGAGUUAGCACAAACGCUGCGGCCGCACGCUGUUGAGGCUGCCUGGCAGCUGGGAAGCUGGGGUCGGCUGACGGAAGUCCUCCAGGAGCCCUCGCCAGACGGGCCGUGCGACUUCCAGGUGAAGCUGGGCAGGGCAGUGCUGGCAGUGCAUGAGAGGGACUCUGCAACACUGUCCACAACACUUCGCGAGACAACGCUGGAGGUGGCUCGCGCCGCCUCCGCAGCAGCCCGCGAGUCCUACACCCGGGCCUACCAGCACCUCCUGCGCCUGCACGUGCUCUCCGAUAUCGACUGGGUGAGCAAGUACCGGGAGGGCCCCAAUUCGAAGCCGGGAGACGUCGCCAAGAAUCUCCUCGCCCGCUGCGACAUCACGACACCUUCGUUCUCCGUGCGGCAGACACUCCUGAGACCACUCAGCGUUCUUCUCCAGGACCUGAAGCUGAAGGAGGAUGCGAAGACACUGGAGUUGGCCUUCGCUCGCCUCUGCCGGAAGCACAAGGAGCACAUCUCCAUGGAGCAUCCCGACACCAGUUUUCAAGGAACCUCGGAACGGCUGCGGCGUGCUGCCCAGAUUGAGUGGGGCAAGAUCCUCUAUGCCAGCGGGGCCCGCACUGAUGCCCUUCGCCACACGCGACUUUGGGCGCAGCACGAUGCGAAAGCUCGAUUGCUGGGGACUCGUUGG